Messenger RNA from Alternaria conjuncta, 792 nucleotides. RefSeq lists its product as uncharacterized. NCBI's taxonomy places the organism in Eukaryota, Fungi, Ascomycota, Dothideomycetes, Pleosporales, Pleosporaceae. The record is from RefSeq and is a predicted model, not a curated record. The transcript has 2 exons. The coding region runs from base 1 to 792 and encodes 263 amino acids.
AUGAUACUUACUUCUUCCGCCGCAUACGAAGCACAGCGCCGAUUGAAGUGGUAUGAGCAACAUAAGGUCCGGACCACUACGCCGAGCCUAUCCGAGUCGUAUCGAAAAUAUCUCGAGGAAGAAGGAGCUUUCGCGUCACUACCCAAAACUACGACGGACGCCCUCCUACCCUUGUACAUUUCGACGUUGAAUGACCUCACUCCCAUCACGGAUGGCGCUGCCGUCUUCCGCGAUCACAACUUUGCAUCAAAGCUUCUAGCUGGACUAGAUGCUGCCAUAAAAGCAGACUUGGAACCUAAUCGCAUCGUCAAGAUUCAGAUCUUAGCACUGAUGCACCUGCACAACGACGGCCUAGCCGGCGUAGAUCGCGCGUCCAGUUACCUUUCGCAGGCCAUAUGCGAAGCAUGGUCAAUGUGCAUACACCUCAAGAUACCUGGCAACCCUGACAACGACGAAUGCAAGUAUCUAUGGUGGUCACUGCGGAACUUUGACCGCCUUGGUAAACCCAUCAUGGCAGCAGCACCCUUCUUCAUCGAUGAUGCAGAUAUUGGCGUUGAACGUAUAGAACCGAAGAGAGACGACUAUCGCUCUCAAAUCAUGGCUGUCUCUCUCGCUCUUGGAGACCUCAUGACGACCGCGACUAGAGCUUACAAAGCUGGCGCCACAACGGCGGUCGAUAGUUGCUGGGAGUUCCCAUCGCUAUCGGAAAUUGCGGGCGGGAGUAAUUUCGAUCAGUUCCACAUGUCGCAUCGAGGUAAGACACUUCCCGACUCGACUCUUCAUUCUACUUAA